CAAAAGCCCGGCACCUCCCACCCCCCAAAUCUCGCCGCCUUCACCACUCUCCCAUCUCAUCACCACCCAACGCUCAACCCCAUUUUACUCGCGACAACCACGUCUUUUGGAUUCCAUCCAUCUGCAUCUGCAAUCCAUCUUGUCCACUUUCCCCCACAUUCUCAAAACAUCACCAAAAUGCCUCCCAAGGCCGCAGACAAGAAGCCCGCCUCCAAGGCCCCCGCCACUGCCUCCAAGGCUCCUGAGAAGAAGGACGCCGGCAAGAAGACCGCUGCUUCUGGCGACAAGAAGAAGCGCACCAAGGCUCGCAAGGAGACCUACUCCUCCUACAUCUACAAGGUCCUCAAGCAGGUCCACCCCGACACUGGUAUCUCCAACCGUGCCAUGUCCAUCCUCAACUCGUUCGUCAACGACAUCUUCGAGCGCGUCGCCACCGAGGCUUCCAAGCUUGCUGCCUACAACAAGAAGUCUACCAUCUCCUCCCGAGAGAUCCAGACCUCUGUCCGUCUCAUCCUGCCUGGUGAGCUGGCCAAGCACGCCGUGUCUGAGGGCACGAAGGCCGUCACCAAGUACUCUUCCUCCACGAAAUAAGCGCGUGGCUAGGGUCUGGAUUUCCUUUUUCUCUAUGGGCACAGGAUGAGCUUUGGCAUUUGGUACUUGAUGAGAUAUACCAAGGCCCAUGAUCCUUGGGUGUCUUAAUGCGUCACGGAUGGUCUUGUUUUUGGGGCAAUGCUUUUUCACACGGUCAACGGGGUUUGCGGCUGUACAAAUACUCCUUCAGAAUAGGGUUUCGGAAGCAAUGAAAUCGUGCAUAUG
This is a messenger RNA of Diaporthe batatas, 816 nucleotides long. RefSeq lists its product as uncharacterized. Gene Ontology annotation, molecular function: structural constituent of chromatin; protein heterodimerization activity; DNA binding. The record is from RefSeq and is a predicted model, not a curated record. The coding region runs from base 178 to 591 and encodes 137 amino acids. NCBI's taxonomy places the organism in Eukaryota, Fungi, Ascomycota, Sordariomycetes, Diaporthales, Diaporthaceae. Gene Ontology annotation, biological process: nucleosome assembly. The transcript is spliced from 3 exons. Gene Ontology annotation, cellular component: nucleosome.